GCUGCGGCAUUUAGUGAUUUGCGAUACUUCAACAGUUAAGAUACUCUAUAAGCUAAAAGAAAAGAUUGUUUCUUAUAUUUCUUUAUCAAUCGAGUUAAUUUAUCUUCGGCAUCUUUAUAUAGAUAGAUAGUAGAAAGUCAUAUAAAUUGAUAUAUUUUGAAAUUAACUUAAUUCGUUAAGAAUGGUUGCAAAUAAGUUCGUGUCAAUCGUGAUCGUAUUAUGCUGCCUGCUCAACACAAUCCACAAAUCAGAACAAGUGGUAUAUCGACUUAUAACCGAAACCCUUCAAAAUAAUGUAGCUGGAGAGCCUAUUACACACGAAAGAACAGAAUGGGAUUUCGAUCCAGAAAUAAGCAAAGCUCGUCGGGGACUAUUUUAUGAGAAAAAUGGUUUUCGAGCAUCGAAAUUGAUCGAAAGCCUUGGAGUUGGAAUCGAUGGUAAAGAACAACAACGCAGACAAGAACAACGAUACCGUGAUGUUGGAAAACUUAAUGGAGAACAUUACCGUAAUUUUUCAUGAAAUUACAAAAAAUACAUACAUACAUACUUGGAAGUUAAAAUUUUAACUAAUUUACAAAUCACUUGAAAUAAAUUAUUC
This is a messenger RNA of Eupeodes corollae, 598 nucleotides long. RefSeq lists its product as uncharacterized. The record is from RefSeq and is a predicted model, not a curated record. The transcript has 3 exons. The coding region runs from base 182 to 520 and encodes 112 amino acids. NCBI's taxonomy places the organism in Eukaryota, Metazoa, Arthropoda, Insecta, Diptera, Syrphidae.